AUGGGCCGCCCUUCAACCUCACCCUCGCGCCAGGCAACCCCCCGCACGUCCUCGACAAAGUCAGCCUCAAGUUCAAUCCUUGUGAGUUUGUGGAACCCGUCUGGCUCUCCUGCUCUCCAACUAAUCCCCGCCCCCCUCGCCCCGCCCGCACCAGACCUGGACAGCGGGCGCGGGGGAGCGGAACUGUGGCUAGUGGACAGCGCGGACAGGGAGGAGCACCGGACGCUCCAGGUGGGCGUGACGGUGAGCGACGCGGGCGGCCUGGCGGCGACCUACGCCCUCACCCUCAUCGUGGACGACCUCAACGACCACCCCAUGAAACCGGCCGCCAAGACGGUGUACCUGUGGAAGACGCAGGACGGGGGUUCAGACGCUCCUCUCGGGCGCGUGUACGUGGACGACCCCGACGACUGGGACCUGCAGGACAAGGCGUUUCGGUGGGCGGAGGAGUCACCGCACCCGCUCUUCUCGCUCGAUGAAGCUUCGGGCGCUAUCUUCGCCUCCGGUCAGGUCAGGGAGGGAAGGUACGACCUGGCCUUCUCCGUGAGCGACGCGGCGUGGGCGCAACGCGGGGUGGCGGCCAACGUGACGGUGCAGGUGCGCGUGCUGACUCCGGACGCCCUGGAGAACGCCACGCCCAUCAGCCUCACGCCCAUGACGCCGUCGGACCUCACCAAGGGCUGGGCGCCCGAGCGAGGAGGAGGCGGUCUGGGGAACCUGACCCGCGCGGUGCUGGGGGUCGUGGGCGGCGCCACCCACUCCGUCGAGGUGGUCAGCGUCUACGCCCAUCGUGGUGAUCUCUCGCGCCCACCUAACUCGACGACGGCCCAUGACCCCGCCCAGGAAGAGCCUCCUACGACGUGCGUGUGGGUGAGCGUGCGCGAGGCGGGUGCGCGACGAGGCUUCAUGGACCCCGUCAAGCUGCAGGGGCUGCUGGGCCUGCACGCUCGCCAGAUCGAAGAGGCCACCGGGCUGAGACUGACCCUGCUGGAGGAGACGCGAAGCCGGGGUGAUGAAGAGAGCGACGCCCUCCACUCCGCGCCCUCUCUGGCCUCCACUUCACAACCUCUGCAAGUUGUGGACACGAACGUGACUUCUCUUGUGACACCCAGACUUGUCCGCCCACAUCCGUGUCACGUCACCCACGCCCAGUCCCGUUCUCCAGGUCUACUCGGAUGCACGCCCACCUCAUGCUUAAACGGUGGGCGUUGCGUCAGGUUCUAUGACGGUGAUAGGUGCGUGUGCCCCGGGGGGACGACAGGCCCGCAGUGCAAGGUGUUGUCGCGCACCUUCAUGGGCUCCGGGUGGGCGUGGCUUCCCCCUCUCCCCCCCUGCACGCCCCUCACUCUCUCCCUCCGAAUCUUGCUCGCCCACCCACGGCCAAGAGACGCGCUCAUCCUCUACUCCGGGCCCCUCGCGCCCACGCCCAGGGGCCCGAGCACCCCGCCUGCGUCGAUGCUUGCCGUGCAGCUGGUGGGCGGCGGAGCGCGGUUGCAGGUGGUGGUGGAGGGGGGCGCGGGGGGGAGGGCGAAGGCGGAGCUGGAGGCGACGCUGCACGACGGCGCCUGGCACGACGUCCACGUGCACAUGGACCGCAAGGGCGUGGGCGUGAUGCUGGACCUGUGUGAGGGGAGCUGGGAUGGGCCAAACACGGCCCAGCAGUGCCUUGCGCGGGCGGCCUGGACCCACCGCGAGGGGGAGGCAAGAGAGUGGGUGCCGUCGGGGCCGCUGCAGGUGGGCGGCUUGGCGCACCCGCCGCCCCUGCCGCAGGACCACGGCUGGCUCUACGCGGCCAAAGCCGACCCGCUUGAAGGCUGCGUCUCGCAUGUCACCGUCAACGGUCAGGUGAGUCGCUUCCGCGCCCACGCCCCUACGCCCACGCUCUCCGCGCUCGGGACUCGGGCUCCGGCCCUCGCCCGCCCUCGUUGCAGGAUUCCUUAUGGGAGUCUUGUGUUAUUACCCUUGCUGUUGCAGGUGCAAGACCUAGGGCAGCCGCCCAACGCCCAUGCCACUGUGGGCGGGUGCAGACAACAGGAGAGGGCUUGUGCGGACGGGUGCGGCCUCCGUGGGCUGUGCGUGGGCGGGAUGAAGGAGUCAAGGUGCGAGUGCGAGGCCGGGUGGGCGGGGCCUCGAUGCGCGACGCCCACGGUCCCUUCCGCCCUCGGUUCCUCGUCGUACAUGAAGGUGGCGCUCUCCUUCGCGCCCACGCCCACGGCUCUCUCCGUCCAGCUGCGCGUGAGGACCCGGGGCGCGCGGGACGGGCUACUGGUGCGCCUGGCCGCCCACCGCCCGCCAGCCGCCCUCACUCUGCAGCUGCGCUCGGGCGUCGCCUGCGCCUCCGUCUCGGGCGCGGGGUGGGCGGCCCAGGAGGUGUGCGUGGAGGGACGCGCUCUCGGGGACGGCGAGUGGCACACCCUCGCGGCCGAGCGUCGGGGACACAACCUCCUCCUGCGCGUCGACGGCGGGGACGGCAGGAGCCUCACGAACCACUCACUGGACUCCUUCGCUCUGCUGUCAUGGGACGCCCGCGGAGGAACGGGGGCCGAGCAAAGGGGGAAAGGGGGCGGUCGGCGCCCCAAGAACCUCACUCAUCCCGCGCUGCCGCCCUUCCUCCACGUGGAUAAGCACGACGGGGUGACCGUCGGCGGCUGGCCGGAGUUUGAAGCAGGGAGACUCGUGCGCGUGCACCAUGACCUCAAUGAGAGCUGCAUCGACGAUCUGCGGAUAACAGGGCGGCCGCUGCCUCUUCCGCCCGCGGUCAACGGAAGCAGGUGGGGCCAGGUGACCACUUCCCGCCACUUGACUCUCGGCUGCGCUGGCGACUCGGGUGCCUGUCUCAACUACACCUGUGAACCUCCGCUCACCUGCACUGCCCCCUGGGGCCGACAGCCUUCUUGCAGCUGCGGACCAGGCCGGAUCCAGAUCGGGCACGCGUGCGAGGACGUGGACGAGUGUGCAUGGCAACCCUGCCUCCAUGGGGGUACCUGCUACAACCUGCAGUCUGGCCACAAAUGCGUGUGUGGUCCCAGCCACAUGGGGGACCACUGCGAGUGGCCACACUCAGCCCCAAGCACAGGACCCCUUGGCAGCCCGGGCACCAUCACAGCUUUCUCCGUCACUAUCUUGCUAAUGGUUGUGCUGCUUACAGUGCUCUCCCGACACCUGGCGCGGCACUUCUGCAGAGGCGGCCCCAGGGGGGGGAAGGGCGUGGAGGGGCUGGCCACGGGGCGAGAGGUCAAGGGAGGGGUCACGGAGGGCGGGGGGGAGCGCACGGCGGCGACCCGCGCCAGAAAGGACGGGCCUCAGGGAUCCUUUCUAAAGGACUUAGAUUGUAGGGGCACCGGUGAAGACCACGCUGCCUGGCAGAGCGAAGACGUCGAGGUUGACCCUUCGUUUGUGGCAAUACCGCUUUGUGGCAGGUCCAGCAUGGAUCAUGUUGAACAGGAAGGAAGCCAAGCAGUUGUCCCUGGCAUUCCAGAGCCCGUUUUACCUCCUGAUGACCUUAGAGCUUAUGCUUACGAGGGAGAAAGCUCUCCCCCAGGUUCCCUUUCCUCUACCAUCUCAGGACUGCAAGAAGAAAUUAAUAAUAUCAAACCCCAAAUGCCACAACUCCUGGAGGUCAUGGAGCUUCUGAAAAAUCUUCCGGACGGGUCAAGAUCCUCCUUUACAGUAAGCAGUCCUCACGCAGGAGAGGAACGAAAAGAAGCACCUGUAACCCCCCCUAAAUUAGGUGAACAUGAAAUAAACAGGCGGUUAAAAAACAAUAUAAAGAUACCAAGAACUGCAGAGGCUUGGUCACAGCCUUACCUUUUCAGACUUUUGAUUCAGUCUUCUACUUUUAUUUCACACAAAUGGAAAAGUGUAACAGGCAGCAAUUCGUGCAAUGAGGAAAGGGAUCAGACUGACAUGCAAAGAAAGUCUCAGCUGACUACUAUUUCAUAGAAUCUUCCUCUACCCAGAUGCUAUUCAGACGUUCUCAGCUGGCACUUAUUUCACAAAAUCGUCCUUUCCUUUUUUUUGAAACAGUUUGUUCUAAGAUUAAUGGGCACAAACUGGGUAAUGGGUCGGAGUUUUUACUUUGUUAUCCACACUGAAAUCUCAUUGAAUGAAUAAUAAAUUAGUUAUUUCCAGGGUUUAACUGACCUAUUCUGAAAAGCAAAAUAAAAUACAAUACUAUAAUGUAACAGGAAGGUAUUAUAUGUACUUUACCUAGGCUGUAAUAUAUAUUUAUAUAUAUAUAUAUAAUUUUUUUUUUUUCCCCUUUUUUUACUAAUGAUAUGAUUUCAAGUCUCCUCACCUAUAGUUAAACAUCUGUUUGUCAGAAUGCAAUGGGCCAUCACCAAGAAUUAGAAAAGCCAAGUAUCUCAUUGCCCAUUUGGGAAAUCAGUCUGAAAGGUCAUUUCAUUUUCAGUGCCAUAUUUUUCUAGUAAUCUUUAAGUUUAGUACAUUUAGUGUGUGAGAAGGUUUUAUAAAAUAUAUUGCUCUCACUUUGAA
This is a messenger RNA of Penaeus chinensis, 4494 nucleotides long. RefSeq names its product neural-cadherin-like. The record is from RefSeq and is a predicted model, not a curated record. The transcript is spliced from 16 exons. NCBI's taxonomy places the organism in Eukaryota, Metazoa, Arthropoda, Malacostraca, Decapoda, Penaeidae. Gene Ontology annotation, molecular function: calcium ion binding. Gene Ontology annotation, biological process: homophilic cell-cell adhesion. Gene Ontology annotation, cellular component: membrane. The coding region runs from base 1 to 3942 and encodes 1313 amino acids.